UUCUUCUUUCGUUUUAGUUCGUAGCUCCGUCGAGCGGUCGCAGAGAGGUCCGGGCUCUGCACCAGCCUCGCCGCUCGCCUGUUCCUCCCCGCGGGCGUCGACUAGCCGCUUCCGCCUUCAUGCGCGGCCUUCUCUGCGGCGCUGCCUCCCCUCCAAGGCUCUGCCAGCUGGCAGCCGAUUCAUGAGGUACGCGGCGAGGAAAGCUGCGGCUGCGCUGCAAUCGCCGCCGACACUCUCGUCUACCUCCUCCGCACCGCUCCUCCAGCGGUCCCAAUCCCUCUGUGCUAGCGCGCCAGAAAAAGGAUUGGCUCGGAUUUCCCAAGAAAUCGUCUCCCUUCCGAUCUCCUGCGUGAGAGGCCAUCACUUCCACAAUGCACGCAAGCUGCUUGACGAAACCCCAAAGAGGAGCGCGUCCGCGUGGACGGCGUUCAUUGCGGGCUGUGCGCGCAGUGGUCGGCACAUGGACGGCCUGAGCGCUUUCACGGAGAUGCGAGCCAAAGGUGGAGCUGAGCCAAAUGCGUUUGUUCUUGCCGCCGUCCUCAGGUGCUGUGCUGGUCUCCGCGACAUGGAGUCGGGUAAGUGCAUCCACGGAUGGAUGCUGAGGAAUGGAGCGCAUCUCGACGUUGUUCUGUGCAAUGCUGUUCUUGAUAUGUACGCCAAGUGUGGCGACUAUGAGUGCACUAAGCGGGCAUUUAAAGCAAUGACCAAGAUUGAUGCCGUCUCCUGGAACAUUGUGAUCAGUGCAUGUAUGCAGAAUGGUGACAUUCUUGGGUCGAUGCAGCUGUUCGACGUAUCCCCAUUGCGGGACACUUCAAGCUGGAACACUGUCAUCAGCGGCUUGAUGCGGAAUGGGUGUGCUGCCAAGGCGCUGGACUGCCUGUAUCGUAUGGCACGAGCUAGAGUGGUCUUUAAUCACUACACAUACUCUACGGCACUUGCCUUGGCUGGCAUGCUUUCCUUGCAAGACCUUGGCCGGCAGCUCCACGGCCGCGUGCUGACAGCUGCAGUGGACACUGACGCAUUUGUCCGGAGCUCUCUCAUGGACAUGUACUGCAAGUGCGGUUCAAUGGAGACUGCUGUGUUAAUCUUUGAUAGCUGGUCACAGCUUACUGGGGACAUGAACUUUGCAUGGAGCGCAAUGGUCGCUGGGUAUGUCCAGAAUGGCAGGGAGGAAGAAGCUUUCGAGUUCUUCCGCUCGAUGUUGCGUGAAGGGGUUGCUGCACAUCAGUUCACCCUCACCAGUGCAAUUGCAGCGUGUGCAAAUGCAGGGAUGGUUGAGCAAGGCAGGAUAUUUGACAGAGCUUGUGCCAAGAAUGUUGCUCUCUGGACUUCAAUGCUGUGCUCCUAUGCAUCACACGGGAAAGGCAGGAUGGCGAUAGAGCUCUUCAACCGAAUGACUGCAGAAAAGAUCACACCAAAUGAGAUUACCCUGGUCGGUGUUCUAUCUGCCUGUAGCCAUGGCAGAUUGGUCAAUGAAGGAGAUCACUUCUUCAAGCUAAUGCAAGAUGAGUAUGGAAUUGUUCCAAGCAUUGAGCAUUACAAUUGCAUGGUUGAUCUUUAUGGUCGAGCUGGAAUGCUCUACAAAGCACAUAACUUCAUCAAGGAAAACAACAUUAAGCAUGAAGCUAUUGUUUGGAAGACGUUAUUGUCAGCUUGUCGACUUCACAAGCACAUGGAGUAUGCAAAACUUGCUUCUGAAAAUUUGAUUCAGCUGGAGGAAUGUGAUGCUGGAUCAUAUGUUAUGCUGUCAAACGUAUAUGCCACUCACAGCAAAUGGCUUGACACUUCAAAGCUUAGAAGUUCGAUGCGGGAAAGGAGGGUCUGGAAGCAACCCGGAAGAUCCUGGAUCCAUUUGAAGAACAUCAUGCAUACAUUUGUCGCAGGGGACACUGCGCACCCAAGAUCAGCUGAAAUUUAUGCUUACUUGGAGAAGUUGAUGGAGAGGUUGAAGGAUCUGGGGUAUACAAGUAGAACUGAUCUUGUUGCUCAUGAUGUAGAGGAGGAACAAAGGGAAACGGCUCUGAAGUUCCACAGUGAGAAGCUUGCCAUUGCGUUUGGGAUCAUCAGCACUCCAAGUGGAACUCCACUUCGGAUCUUCAAGAAUCUGCGUGUUUGUGUGGACUGUCAUGAAGCAAUCAAGUACGUAAGCCAAGCCACAGAUAGGGAGAUUGUUGUGCGAGAUCUGUACCGGUUUCAUCAUUUCAAGGAUGCUAAGUGUUCUUGCGAGGAUUUCUGGUGAAAAUUUUACUUCGACAAUAUCUGGUGACAAAUUGAUGUAUCAAAAGUAGCUUGGAUUCCUGCUCUACCAUUGGUCCAUGCUGUCUUAAAAUUUCGACCAUCGAACAGAUGUGUGUGAAAGUGUGAGGGAGGCAAGGAGUUUCAUGCAAUCAUUUCCAUGAUGACAGGGUGGUUGACACAUCAAACUAACCCCCUAGAUUAGGUAAGUUACUACUGAUAUGCACAAAGCUAGAAACAAUCAGGAUUAUUGUUUUAACAGUGUGGACGGCCCAGGUGCCUUAGCCCCUACUGCAGGACCACUACUUUCAAAGGUCUGCUACAUCAGAUGCCUGCAGGGCAAACAAAAAAAAACUUCCAAUAGCUCCAGGUUUUCCAAUGUAUUACCAAAAGCAGAGAAGAAGAAUUUAGGAGCUGAUUCAUCGCUAAACCUUUUAUGUUAGUGUCUGGAUGCCCUUGGAUGAUGUGAUGUCCAAGCAACUCAAGCUGGCCAUGAAGCUGCAAUGCAGGUAAUACAAGUUAUAUUUACUUCAAACUUUUUGCUGACUACCCAUGAUGGAUGAUGCUACGAUCAUACAGCUAUGCUGGAUGCGGUCCUCGCUUUCAGCCACAGAUACCAAUUCUCUGAAAAUGUAAAUACAAUUAAUGGAAUUUGAUAUGUACACUCCUGGAUUGCAUAGAAGUUUCCAAUCAAAGUUCUCAAAGUUAACACUUCCACCAAACAAAUAUUAUGAUACACUUGUUGUUAUGUCAUAUUUCGACAUACAUAACAUUCUUAGUAUAUGUUGCUUUACGUUAUGAUCGUGCUGUGUAGGAUCAAUCCGCGUCUCACUUUGUACUUCUAUUGAGCGAAAUCUUUCCCAUCGCAAAGAUGACACCCAGAGGUCUGGAGGACAAAGUGUAGACAGGAGGUUCAGUAAUUUUAUUUUUCUCUCUUCUGUUGUCAUUGUCUUAGCUUCUGCUUGCCUGACUACUAAGUAGAUAACAACAGUUUAUGAGAUGGUUAAUAAUAGAGAAAGUGAAAUAACUAUGGCUGAACUAUGAGAAAGUCGAACCUUUUUCAUUUUGGUUACCUAUGAGCACAUCACUGAAAAUGAUAAAUAAGUUCUCCAUUGUGAAACUGCAGAAUUUGCUUCCUUUUGCAGGCAAUACUUGGAAAAGACGAUGCUGCAUACUAAAGGAUUCAGGUGCAUAACCAUGAGUUCCAGUGCACUAGAUCUUGUAGCACUUAGCAAUGAGGCCCUAUCCAUUAGUAUUCCACAUAGGAAAUCCAUUAUAGAAAAGAAAUACAAUUAGAUUAGCUCUUCAUAGACAAACUUGUUGUUUGCUAGUCAAGGUAAGAUCGCCUCGGGAUCAUGGGACCUUUUUCUACUAGAUAGGAGGGCUCUUGUACAAAUUAGACUUAUAAGUGAUAACCUCAUAGAAUCAAUGCAUCUAUAUAAAGAGGCAAUUCUGCCAGGAAGCAGGGUUUUCUUUGGUCAAAAGGUACCUCGAACUUGGAACGAAUAUAAAUAAGUCAUUUCAUAUUUGAACUCUUUAGUGGAUUUAGGUUGUGCCCAUUGGAUUGCUCCAUUCAAAUUACGUUCCCCAGGCCCUAUCAAGCUUCAUAUUAUGGCUGUGUGCAUCGAUUGAUGCAGAGGCCGGGGGUAUUCCCUCCUUUUCGAAAAAAAAAAUCAAGCUUGUUUCCAAGUUUUGGUUAUGUCCAUUGGAUUGCUCCAUUUAAAUUAUGUUCCCCUGGCCCUAUCAAACUUGUUAACUUCCAACUUUUGGUUGUGUCCAUUGGAUUUAGUCUGUUAACUUCAAGUUUUUCUUUCGUAUAAUUUCAGAUAAUCAGAAAGGUAACUGAUGUUCUGACCCAAUUAUCCCACCUACCUCUUUCAAUUGAGGCACAUGCUCAAACCAAGACUUUCUGAUUAUGGUUGAACAGCUGGAACUUAAUCAGGAAUCUGAUACUUGAACAUAUAAAUUGUCUCAACAGGGAUUUAAUACUUCAAAGGCUUAUCUUGCUAUUACUGAUAUAUUGACAUCCGAAUUCUUUAACCAUGCUGCCAACUUAAACACAAGGUGUUCUGAUGUCUUCUGUUAAUUAACAGGUUAAAUACCAGACCUAUGCUUUAGAAGAAAAUUUUCUAUCUCCCUUCAUAUGAACGUGUGCUGUGCAAUAGCGUACAAGUGUAAUCAUGAGAUCAUCUGUUUUUUGGCUGUACAAGUGCACUGGCAUGUUGGAGCUACAUUUGCCCUGCUUUUCUUCCUCAGCCUAAUAUUCAUCAAAAUUUCAUCAGAAUCAGGUGGCACUUGAAUGUCCCAUUUCACAUGGAGAUUGUCACACUUGUCUGCUGGAGUAUUUGAAAGAUUGGAAAUGAUUGCAUCUUCAAUGGGGCUCAACCAUGUCUCUAUGGAUGAAGAAGAAUCUUUAAAGAGGAGCUGAACCUUGUUUUUCAUAAGAGAAACUGUAGAUGAUGUUGAAUUGGUUGCUGAUGGAGGUACAGUUUGAUUAUCAUCAUCCGUUGAAGCUUUUUCUUCGUUCAUAAUUUCAAAAACUGUAGAUGAUGUCGAAUUGGUUGUUGAUGGAGGUGAUGCCAAUGGAUCACCAUUUAUCUGAAGAUCUGAAAUCUGAGAUGGAAGGUGAUGUCAAUGGAUCAUCCAAAACACUUGAUUCACAAUUUUUUGCUUUCUUUAAA
Molecule: messenger RNA, 4916 nt
Organism: Brachypodium distachyon (stiff brome)
Lineage: Eukaryota; Viridiplantae; Streptophyta; Magnoliopsida; Poales; Poaceae
Product: pentatricopeptide repeat-containing protein At2g22070
Exons: 3
Coding region: 182-2239 (685 amino acids)
Biological process (GO): RNA modification
Molecular function (GO): protein binding; zinc ion binding; RNA binding
Source: RefSeq, a predicted model, not a curated record